Messenger RNA from Aspergillus steynii IBT 23096, 972 nucleotides. RefSeq lists its product as uncharacterized. NCBI's taxonomy places the organism in Eukaryota, Fungi, Ascomycota, Eurotiomycetes, Eurotiales, Aspergillaceae. The record is from RefSeq and is a predicted model, not a curated record. The transcript has a single exon. Gene Ontology annotation, molecular function: protein binding. The coding region runs from base 1 to 972 and encodes 323 amino acids.
AUGGAUAUACUCCGCAUUGCAUCAUAUCAUCGGCGAGAUUACGACCUCGCUGUCCUCAGAAUAAAUCCCGGUGACCAUGACCAGGUCCGCAGCUCGCUGCUCUCACCAUCCCGCGAUCCUUCAAGUUUAGGACACCUGGAAACCCUAUCACUGGAAAUCCUUCACGAAAUAUGCCUCUACCUAGACAUCCAGUCCUUGUUCCAAUUCCGCCACACCAAUCGCCGCAGCCAGCAGCUCGUCAGUGCAACGUAUCCCUACAAACCCGUAAUCCACCACGCUCUGGAAGCCCUCUGUAUCAUCUUAAGAACCGGCGCCGCGUCGUAUUUCACACUCCCCGACCUAUUCGAUGUCCUCUGCACAAGAGACUGUUAUUUCUGCGGCGCCUUCAGCGGCUUUCUCUUCCUCCCGUCAUUCAAAACAUGCUGUUUCACAUGCAUCCGGGAAGACGCGCUUCCAUGCGCGAUAUCCUUCCCGGCAUAUAUGAGACGACCUGGUGUUCCCAGUGACUUUGUACCUACAAUGAGAGCUCUCCCUGGAGUAUACUCGCUGAAGGAAAUCCCGUGGAAGGCGUCAGAGGCCAGAGUCAGAUUGAGGACGUCCGACUAUGUCUGGCCGGGGAAGAUCACACGCAAGAGACGGUCACCGACGCUGUCUUAUGUGUCGUCUACGGUUUUACCGUAUUUUGACCCUGGGAGUGGUGCCGUUCAGGGAGGUGUCUCCUGUAGUGGAUGUCAGGUUGCUUUGGAGAAGAAGCUGUCUGGGGAAAGAGUUGAGUCGCGGGAUACUGAGCUGAGGGAUAAGGUGUAUUCGCAGGGCGAAUUUCUGGCUCACUUUAAGGAUUGCCAAGGGGCGAGAGAAUUAUGGGAAUUGAGCGGGCAGGGCAUUAGCGCAGCGGAUGUGUCUGAGUUUGUUAGAUGUCGGGGUUAUUUUGGUAAAAGGGAUGUUGAUAUUGCUUUUAAUCCUUGUGAUUGA